This is a messenger RNA of Folsomia candida, 621 nucleotides long. RefSeq names its product insulin-degrading enzyme-like. Gene Ontology annotation, biological process: peptide catabolic process. Bases 1 to 621 code for a protein of 206 amino acids. Gene Ontology annotation, cellular component: cytosol; mitochondrion. NCBI's taxonomy places the organism in Eukaryota, Metazoa, Arthropoda, Collembola, Entomobryomorpha, Isotomidae. The record is from RefSeq and is a predicted model, not a curated record. The transcript has 4 exons. Gene Ontology annotation, molecular function: metalloendopeptidase activity; metal ion binding.
AUGCACAUCGUGAAUCAACCCGGCUUUAACCAACUAGUUAAAGAGGGCUAUGAGGCCAAAAUUUUCGUCCGUCGUGCACAUGGAACGCAAGGCAUCCAGAUUCUGAUUCAGAGUGAUCGUCAUCCAGAAUAUGUAGAGUAUCGUAUCGACAACUUCCUUAAACAUUGUCAAGAAAUGUUGAAAACAAUGACAGUAACAGAAUUCGUUCAACAUCGAGCAGCACUAUACGUGCGUAAAUCAGAAAAACCUAUAAAGUUGAUAGACCGAGCUAACCUCAUUUGGUCUGAGAUCACAGCACAACAGUAUAACUUUGAAAAGCAACAGCUAGAGCUUAGCGAAUUAGAGACUGUCACGCUAUCCGACAUCAAAAACUUUUUCGAGGAGACGAUGGCCCUCAGCGCCGACAAGAAGAGACGACUUUCUGUCCACGUUGUGUCUAUGGCUGAAGGUGGAGCAGGCCAACAUACCAGUGAGGACGAUGGCGAAAUCCCACCUCCUGCCGUUGGAAAUAUGGAAAUUGUAAAUGUGGCCUGCUGGAAACGCCGAAGGGACUUCUACCCAGCAGAAAAUGGUCUAUGUGGAUUUUUAGUUAAUCAACUUAUGUGUAGGGAUCGGCUUUAG